Molecule: messenger RNA, 1395 nt
Organism: Closterium sp. Naga37s-1
Lineage: Eukaryota; Viridiplantae; Streptophyta; Zygnematophyceae; Desmidiales; Closteriaceae
Source: the annotation of a GenBank genome assembly
CGAUGCAUUGUGGUACAUGCUACCUCGCGAGUAACUAUAGCUGAUAACGUGGCGUAUGAGACGAGAGGGCACUGCUUUGUCCUGGAGGAGGGCAGUGAGGCGAGGAACACGUUUAUCCGCAACCUGGGCAUGAGCACUCGCGCUGUGCAACGCCUCAUCCCCCCAGCUUCCCUAGCGAAGUUUGACCGCCAGACGGACAACCAGCCAUCCACGUUCUGGCUCGCCACGCCCUUCAACAGCUUUGUUGGGAAUGUGGCUGCUGGGUCGGAGGAUUCGGGCUUCUGGCUAGAGCUAAACAAGCACAUGAGGGGACUCUCUAGGAACCUGCCCUUCUGGAAGAACCUCUCCCCCAUGACGCUCGCCUUGGUCUUCACAGCCAACGUGCUUCACUCCAAUGCUCUCUUCGGCCUCCGCACCUACCCGCAUGGCGCCCGGCCCGCGUUCCCCUCGCAAGGGAAAGGAAGAAAGGCGCUCCAAGUGCGCAUCUCUCACUCACUCAUCUACAGCAACCCCAUCGGCGUAUUCCUCCAGAGCAUCACCAUCGGCCACUCCACCUUCCUCAACAACCGUAUUGCCAUCGACCUCAACCGCAACUUUGGCAUUCUCAUCCUCGCCUGCACCUUUAUCGGCCGCACGGCGUGCAGCAAAUCAUCCGGGACUGGAGGGUCAACACCUUAUGAUGCUGCACCGAAACAACGCAUGCCGUCAACCCCGCCGCAGCUACUGCCCUCAACACACGCACCGUCACCGCUCAUGCCAUCAACACAUGCAACACCACAGCUCAUGCCGUCCACACUUGCAACACCACAGCUACCAGCAGGAGCAGCAUCGUCUCGCCUGCACGUUGAACCUGCUACUAACGAGGAUGAAAUGGAAGGGUACACCACGUCGAACUGGCAGUCGCCUGGUUUGAUGCUAACAGCUCCGCAGUACAGUAUGGAGGAUGACUAUAGCGAGGAUGGUUAUAGCGAGACAGCUGAAGCAGCUACUACAGGGGUUAUGGGAACGGGAGGAAAGUGGGGGUGGAGGAGAAGGAGAAGAGCGGGGGGAGAGAGUAAUGGAUCAGCUUACGACGAGGAUGGGGGAGAUGAUGUGGGGUUGGGUGAUUCCACUGCGAAAAGGGGGCUGGAGGUUGGAGGGAAGGGGAGGGAGGGCAUGUUCAAGAGCCCCAUUGGGGUGAUGCUGAGCCAAGUGAAGCUGAGCGGCAUGCUGGAAGAAGCUAAUAGGUUCUCGGGGUUUGGGGAGUGUGGCCCCACUCUGAAGAGCUCUGCCCUGGUUUUGGCAGUGAACAAGGCGGGCGGGUUCUGGAACCCAGCGAUGAGUGUGAAGGUGAGAGGGAAGGAGGGAGUGAGUGCUGCUGUGUGUGUGAGUAACAGAGAGCUUAUCAGUGAUUGA